Molecule: messenger RNA, 5529 nt
Organism: Entelurus aequoreus (snake pipefish)
Lineage: Eukaryota; Metazoa; Chordata; Actinopteri; Syngnathiformes; Syngnathidae
Gene: prkab1a
Product: protein kinase, AMP-activated, beta 1 non-catalytic subunit, a
Exons: 8
Coding region: 161-967 (268 amino acids)
Biological process (GO): signal transduction
Cellular component (GO): nucleotide-activated protein kinase complex; nucleus; cytoplasm
Molecular function (GO): protein kinase binding
Source: RefSeq, a predicted model, not a curated record
CUGACAUUGCCCGUCACGACACAGUAGGUGGCGGUAUGCGCCUGUAACGUUGGUUGCGACCCGCCAUAAAAUGAAGAAGAAGAAGAAGAAGCAAGCGAUACUGCGGAUGCGCAAGAUUCAGUGUCUGUGACCUUGAAGCAGUGUGCACUGAGGCGACACAAUGGGGAACACGAGCAGCGAGAGAGCUGCGAUGGGCCACGGGGAGAAGGCCACGCGGCGGGACAGCAGGGGCAACAAGGACGGCGAGAGGCCCAAAAUCCUCAUGGACAGCCCGGAGGAUGCAGACAUUUUCCACGGGGACGACAUGAAAGCACCCUUAGAGAAAGAAGAGUUCCUUGCUUGGCAAGACUUAGAAGUGGAGGACAAAGGGCCAAUAUUAAACCGGCCAACUGUCUUUCGCUGGACUGGCGAUAGCAAGGAGGUCUUCCUCUCUGGAUCCUUCAACAACUGGUCUAAUAAGAUUCCUCUGAUUAGAAGUCAGAACACCUUUGUCACCAUCGUUGGACUCCCUGAAGGGGAGCACCAGUACAAGUUUUACGUAGACGGCCAGUGGACUCACGACCCAACUGAACCUGUUGUUACAAGUCAGCUGGGCACAGUCAAUAACAUAAUCCAGGUGAAGCAAACUGACUUUGAGGUAUUUGAUGCUCUCAUGGUGGACUCGCAGAAGUGCUCCGACAUGUCAGACCUGUCCAGCUCUCCUCCCGGGCCGUAUCACCAGGAUGCUUACGUUCCAAAACAAGAAGAAAAGUUAAAGUCUCCACCUAUACUUCCACCACACCUGCUCCAAGUCAUCCUCAAUAAAGAUACUGGAAUAUCUUGUGAUCCUGCACUCCUGCCAGAGCCAAACCAUGUCAUGCUCAACCAUCUUUACGCACUUUCCAUUAAGGAUGGCGUUAUGGUGCUGAGCGCCACGCAUCGCUAUAAGAAGAAGUAUGUCACCACCUUGCUAUAUAAGCCCAUCUGACCAACGACCAUGCAGGUGUUUUGAAAAACUGGCUCAAGCAAUAGUAGGACUUUGUCACCUUAUCACAUUAAAUUCACUGGACGUGUUAGUUAGUGGAGUUGUAUACACGCUAAUAAAAAAAUAAAAAAAGACAAAAUAAUUAAUUUGCAAGAAAGAUAGGCGUAGUUUAAAACCUAUGUCACACAGUCAGAGAUCCUACCAAAACGCCCGUCAGAGCUAGAACAGUUUGGUAAACUGCAACGCUUUCACACAGUAAUCAGACAUCAGCACUAGCAUCGGGUGAGAUAUCUAAAAUACUAAAGUAUGAAACUUCACACCCCCACAUUCCCUUUUAUACACGACUUCUAUAGUACAACCUAAAAAAGAACGAGCUUAGGGUUUUAUAACUCCAUUUCCUGCCUUUCCGUGCAACUUUGUUCUGCUUUGUGUGAUGCAUUCAGGGAACUCGGAGAUGUAGCCCAUGUGAAGCUUAGGAGGUUUGACAUAACAAAAACAUAUAAUGGCUGAUGAGCGUGACCAUAAAUACAGUAAUUGCAUUGUUAUUGAUCCUGACAAUGUAACCUUAUUAUUGUUUGGAAUACAUUUCAUUGCAUAUCCACACACUAGUUUGUUUGGCGCCAAUACUGCGUUUUAGUGCACUUAGGGUUUGGAUUAGUAAGUUCUUUACAAGUGGUACAGUGUUAAAUCAGUGCAUUGUUGUUGAUCCUGACAACUUAGCCGUACUAUUUUUUUGGAAUACAUUUCAUUGCAUAUCUACACACUAGUUAGUUUGCCGCCAAUACUGCGUUUUAGUGCACUUAGGGUUUGGAUUAGUAAAUUCUUUACAAGUGGUACAGUGUUAAAUCAGUGCAUUGUUGUUGAUCCUAACAAUUUAGCCGUACUAUUUUUUUGGAAUACAUUUCAUCGCAUAUCCACACACUAGUUUGUUUGGCGCCAAUACUGCGUUUUAGUGCACUUAGGGUUUGGAUUAGUAAGUUCUUUACAAGUGGUACAGUGUUAAAUCAGUGCAUUGUUGUUGAUCCUGACGACUUAGCCGUACUAUUUUUUUGGAAUACAUUUCAUUGCAUAUCUACACACUAGUUAGUUUGGCGCCAAUACUGUGUUUUAGUGCACUUAGGGUUUGGAUUAGUAAGUUCUUUACAAGUGGUACAGUGUUAAAUCAGUGCAUUGUUGUUGAUCCUGACAACUUAGCCGUACUAUUUUUUGGAAUACAUUUCAUUGCAUAUCUACACACUAGUUAGUUUGCCGCCAAUACUGCGUUUUAGUGCACUUAGGGUUUGGAUUAGUAAAUUCUUUACAAGUGGUACAGUGUUAAAUCAGUGCAUUGUUGUUGAUCCUAACAAUUUAGCCGUACUAUUUUUUUGGAAUACAUUUCAUUGCAUAUCUACACACUAGUUUGUUUGGCGCCAAUACUGCAUUUUAGUGCACUUAGGGUUUGGAUUAGUAAAUUCUUUACAAGUGGUACAGUGUUAAAUCAGUGCAUUGUUGUUGAUCCUGACAACUUAACCGUAUUAUUGUUUGGAAUACAUUUCAUUGCAUAUCCACACACUAGUUAGUUUGGCGCCAAUACUGCGUUUUAGUGCACUUAGGGUUUGGAUUUGUAUAUUCUUUACAAGUGGUACAGUGUUAAAUCAGUGCAUUGUUGUUGAUCCUGACAACUUAGCCGUACUAUUUUUUGGAAUAUAUUUCAUUGAAUAUCUACACACUAGUUAGUUUGGCGCCAAUACUGCGUUUUAGUGCACUUAGGGUUUGGAUUAGUAUAUUCUUUACAAGUGGUACAAUGUUAAAUCAGUGCAUUGUUGUUGAUCCUGACGACUUAGCCGUACUAUUUUUUUGGAAUACAUUUCAUUGCAUAUCUACACACUAGUUAGUUUGGCGCCAAUACUGCGUUUUAGUGCACUUAGGGUUUGGAUUAGUAAAUUCUUUACAAGUGGUACAGUGUUAAAUCAGUGCAUUGUUGUUGAUCCUGAUAAUUUAGCCGUACUAUUUUUUUGGAAUACAUUUCAUUGCAUAUCUACACACUAGUUUGUUUGGCGCCAAUACUGCGUUUUAGUGCACUUAGGGUUUGGAUUAGUAUAUUCUUUACAAGUGGUACAGUGUUAAAUCAGUGCAUUGUUGUUGAUCUUGACGACUUAGCCGUACUAUUUUUUUGGAAUACAUUUCAUUGCAUAUCUACACACUAGUUUGUUUGGCGCCAAUACUGCGUUUUAGUGCACUUAGGGUUUGGAUGGUGGUACAGUGUUAAAUCCGCAUUUCUAAAAUGAGGCUGAAGAGUCUUUUCGGAUCAGAUCUUUUGAAAUGACAAUGUAAGACAAUGAAAGUGAUGUUAAAACAAGUGAAAUAUUGCACUGUAGUAGCUCUCCACUGUUAUCAUCUCUUUGUAUUAUAAGCUCAUGUUGUUUAGUGCGAAUGACACAUUACGAAACAUAACAUAUAAUGUUUAUUUAUUCACUUGAUUAUGUGAUGUGGUUUCACAUUUAAAUUUUUAGACUGACCAGUAUUAUUUUGCACAGCAAAGACCAGGAUGAAUGUAAAGUAGAAGGCAUGUUACAUUUACGGGAACUUGCCAGGAUUUCAGACAAAAGGCAUACAGUCGUCCCUCGUUUAUUGUGUCGAAUUGACGGUGAUAAAUGAAUUAUCACAAAGUAGGAUUCUUAUUUAUAAAUUAAAUAUUUCCAUUGUUGGAGCAUUAAAAACAUGUUCACUACCUUCUAAAAAUAUGUUUAACAUUAUCUUAGCCCUUUAAACAUGAAAUAACAUACGUAGUCACCUUUACACUCUGUGUUCUAUUCGUUCUGCCCACUGGUCGCUAAGCUUCAUUGCUUUGGCCGCCGUCAAGGCUACAUGAAAAUAAUUUGUCACAUCCUGUGUAAUUCCUCUCAGCUGGAUGUUGAUGUGCUGAAACAAUGGGCGUACGUAGAUCUGCCAAAAGUUCCUCAUUUUGAUCGUCGCUGCAAAGGUUGCAUCGUAGUUAGCGUUGAGUGUCCUGCUGCGUUUUUUUGUCAUUCGACUUCACUCACAUCAAAGUCUCCCCUAAUGUGGAGAUGUGGUAUUGGUAUGGCAGAAGUCAAGGAUGAAAUGCAUUAACAGUUUUACUCUCCACUUAACAUGAAAACCAGGAAUGGAAUCAAUGGCUCUUUCAUUAUGAACAUGAAAGUCCCCCUUGUUUAACUGUGAUCUAUUAUGAUCGCCACAACAUAACUUAACAUAGGACAAAUACUGUACUGUAACAGAUAUGAGACUUAUUUUAGGCCGAAAAAUAUGUAACAUUUUCCUAAAAACGUGACAGUGAAUUUACAAAAGUCAAAGCAUUAAAUGGCGAUGGACAACUGUCGUAAAAAACAAAUCCGUUUUGGAAGCUGUAGCUGCAGCAGGACUCGUCAUUACUUCAUAAUUAUUAACUUCUGUCCAAAACUCUUUAUGAUUCUUCACAAGAUGAGCCAGCAUUACACUGAACUACAAUUGCACACUACAGUGGAAUCUCGAUUUAAUAACCUAAAUGGUUCUAGAAUAGAGUCUGUGAAUAUAGAAGUUUAUAUAUUGAAGCACAUUUCUCCAUGAGAAACAAUGUAAAUAUUAAUAUUUGGUGACAGCCUCGAGAAAAGUCCAUAUUUUAGUAAAUAAUUGUACACUUUGAACACAAUAUACAGUGAUAAAUAGUAGUGUAUAUCAAACAAACAUAAUAAAGGAUGGGUUAACUUUCUAUUUAAUGACAAAGGCCAAACAACAACAACAAACCUUCUAUGCAGCCUGCUUGCCGACACGCACAAACACGUUCACUCGCCCUGUAGGGCAAUCACAGUUUGAAAUCAGAAAACUCUUUAAAGGGGAACUGCACUUUUUUGGGGAAUCUUGCCUAUUGUUAACAAUCUUUAUGAUAGACAUGACGACAGAUGGAUUUUAUUUUUUCGUUCAUUCACACUCCUCUUAAAGCGGAGCCAAUUGGAAAUCCUUUAUUUCGCCCAUGAAAUCAAAUAAAUAACCAUUCAAAAACCGCCAACACUACUCCAUUUACAUUUCAUGAUUUGAAGUAUUAGUGAUAUUGUUAUUAUAAGCACUAAUACAGGCAGACUAUUUAUAGCGGCAACGUGAUCGCAAGCCUGUGUACAAUUUUGACAUUAUCGACUGGUGAGGUCUUUCAUUGCUCCCUGUAAGUUUAUUCUAGAUCAUAAAUCAUGCAUCUCACCUGUACAUAAGAAGUCGGAGGAUGUUUUCCGACAAGUUGGUACACUUUAACAGGCAUUUAGUACUUGAAAAUGGCAAUAAUGACACUAGCUUGGUGCCCCAACCCGUUUCUUCGCGAGGAUUAUGAGUGAUUCUUCAUCUAAAUAUGAAAAUUCUAGAAGUUGGCAUCCUAAUGACAGCAGACCUUAUACAGUAAGUGAUGUUUUGUUAUGUUUGUUGGCUCUCAUGAAGUCUGCAGUGAGUAAUAAUCAUCGAUGAAGGGGAAAAAACAAAGUUUUUUAAAAUAAUGUGCCGUGUAUGCUCAUAUUGAGCUAACAAAUAUCGUAAAAAUUUCUAAAAAGGCUUUAAAAACCCCAUCUGAAAAUCACACAAUGUAA